Coffea arabica (coffee) is the source of this 1314-nucleotide messenger RNA. Its product is annotated as replication protein A 70 kDa DNA-binding subunit B-like. Lineage: Eukaryota; Viridiplantae; Streptophyta; Magnoliopsida; Gentianales; Rubiaceae. The record is from RefSeq and is a predicted model, not a curated record.
AUGAACCCUUCUAGCAUGCCUUUGUCUGCUAUUCAUCCAUCGUUGAAAGAGUGGGGAGUUAUUGUCCAAGUAAUUGAAGCAACUCAUAUUAAAUAUAACUCAACUCUUCAGCAACAUUAUCGAACAUUUGUCCUAGCUGACACAGAGGGUACUACAAUUCAAAUGCAUGUUCCUCAUCACAUUUUAGAUCAAAGAACAGAAUUGCUUGUCCCCUUUAAAAAAUACUACAUCUCUGGGGCUUUUGUUUCUCCUCCAAACCCUCAUACUACCAUCACUGAAUAUCCAUUUCAUUUCGUUGCUACCGAAGAUACUUUAAUUCAAGAAAUUCCAGAGACUGGUCAGCCUUCUCUUCCUCUUCAUUUCCAGCUACAUUCAUUCUCUGCAUUUGCCGUAAUUGCUGACACUGAUGAGCUUAUAAAUGUCAUGGGAAUUGUACUACAUGCUUUACCUGUCAAAACUAUCACCUCUGAGGGAACAACGUCCAUUGCUCGAGACUAUGUCAUUGCCGAUCAAGACAUGAGACCAUUCAUCCUAACUUUGAAGAAUGACUUCGAAGAAAACAAUGGUCCUGCAAUUGCAGCUGCUGAGAACCAUUUUCCAGUCAUCAUUGCCAUAAGAAUGAAAGUCACAACACAAAACUAUCUUAGCCUUUCAACUCAAGAUUCAACUACUAUUUUGAUAGCUCCAAUUGUGCAACAGGCAACAGAUCUGCAUCGCUGGUAUCAUUACAACGCAACUCAGCUAGCACAGAUGGUCCAUGAUCACAGUUAUGCUAAUCCACGCAUCCUUCUUGCUCCCCCUCAUCACAAUCAGAUCCAUGACAUAGCCGCUCUACUUCACUUCAAGCCAAAGACUGCAUGGAUAAAAGGUGUCGUCGAGCUUGAUUCUAAACCUCAAAAAUUAACCUAUAUAGCUUGUCCCAACUGUUACCAACCAGGUAGCUGUAUAGAUGAGCAAAAAAUUAUCUGCAAAUACUGUCAAGCUAAUAUUGAUCUCCAACCCAGAGCUUGUAUUUCAAUUUGGAUAACGGAUUCAACUGGCACUCUAUAUCUUACUGCUAUGGCAUCUGAAGCCGAAAAGCUAGCUCAAUUUUCUACCGCUGAGCUAUACUAUUUGCAAUCAGAGAACAUAAAUAUGGCUCAGCACCUCCAAACAAUUCUCCACGGAAAAAUCAUUAUAUGCUACGUCAAACCCUCAACUCCAAAGUUCAGAAUGAUGAGACUCUCAACUUAUGAAAUAAUCACUUCCUACACUAUGGAUGAAGUUCAUGACAUUGACAACCUCAACAUCAAUAAUCUCAGCAUUAAUAACUGA